AUGAACAGGUUCGACUCCCGUCGAGAAGCGCCGAAGAGGCCGUGGGACGAGAAUGGAAGCCUCUACUUGAGCACCAGCGCUCCUAAUUUCUACCCAGGAAUCACCAGCGGCGCUGGCGGUAAUGCAAGUGCAAUGCGUGCGCUGCCUCCACCGGUUAUCAACUCCCGAAAGCUCCCCGGGCUGUCGACGGCCCUCGACGAUCACGUGGCUUCCACCGUCGUCCCUUCGGUUACUGUCGUCCUCGAGGGCCGCUCCAUCUGUCACCGCAUCCAUCUCCACAAGCACAGCAGCUACAAGAGCUUGGCAGUGGCCCUACGCCGCAUGUUUGUCGAUGUGGACGACAACAAAGGCCUGGGUGAGAGUGGGCCCGACGGGCUCGAUCUCUCCAACGCCGUGCCGGGCUACAUGGUUGCCUAUGAAGACAUGGAAGAUGACCUCCUCCUCGCCGGUGAUCUUAACUGGAAGGAUUUUGUCCGUGUGACUAAGAGAAUUCGGAUAAUACCAGCGAAGGCGAGCCGCCGGAAGCACUGCAAAGGGGCAUGA
Messenger RNA from Elaeis guineensis (African oil palm), 543 nucleotides. RefSeq lists its product as uncharacterized. The record is from RefSeq and is a predicted model, not a curated record. Lineage: Eukaryota; Viridiplantae; Streptophyta; Magnoliopsida; Arecales; Arecaceae. Gene Ontology annotation, biological process: regulation of DNA-templated transcription. Gene Ontology annotation, cellular component: nucleus.